AUGUCGGCUCAAAACAAAAGUAUUUUUGGCGCAGAGUUCGCGGUAAAAGAACCAAGUCCUCAUUUUCAGCACGAGAGAACAAUGGCUGUUCAUAUGAUAGAUGUGCCUGUGACCAGAACAUCAUCUACUCCUGAAGCUUCCAGUCAACGGACUCCCCAUGCGCUCACACCCCCGCCGUUCAAUUACACACAAUACAUGGAAAGCUCGUUUGAUGAAUCCAGCCAUGCUGGCUGUAAACCGGAGAACAUCGAGGAUACAUUCAACGUACCGUACGGUGUUGAUGCUCAGGGCAACUGGUAUGGUGAUGUGCCAACCCCAGGGGCUCAUAAAGACGAAUAUAUGGGUCGUGCAGAAAAUUUGUUCAAGGAACCAAAGUCUUCUGAUGUCCAGCGCGACGAAAACAGAGAGAAACAUCUGCCUUCUUCUCAAUCUGAUCAUUCUGAUCUUUGGCACGCACCUACUCCGGGCAAUUAUGAUAGUGCAGAGGUGGAAACCAACGAAACCCCUUUAGAUGAGCCGAAUGCUUUCAAUACGCAAGACACUUACACUAUUCUUCCGCCUCCUACCCCUCCAAAUAUGAGGCCUGAUUCUAGCCAAUGGGAUAGCAAAGUAGGAAAUACUGACCCAGAAGUCAAAACUCCGCAGAAUAUACUUCGAUUAAGCGUUAAUAAGGGCUGUGAAAAGAUUGAAAAAGAUUGUCAGGCUGGGAACCUACCAGAGAAUGUUGCUAACAGAGCAAAAUACUUUUUGAAAAUGCUCUCCCAGGCUGUUGCAGAAUUCACCUAUCUUCAUUUGGACGAAACCAUGAAUAAAGUCCUAGCAGUCCUUGUUGCCUGUUGUAUCUAUAUCGCCUGUCAACAGUGCAAAAUCCCCCGAACCUUCAUUGCAAUUCGGAUAUGCCAUAGGCUGUAUAAAAAGGAUGUCGUGAGCAGAAUCUCCGAGUCACUAGCGUUCUGUAUAGAAUGUUCGAGUGCAUAUCACAUGAGUUGUGUAACAUCACUCAGUGCGACGAUUCCGACCCCCGACCCUAGCGGCUUAAUUUGUCGAAGAUGCGUUCCAUGUAUUAUUCAUCCUGACGUUGAACAAAAUCCAGGAAAGCCAACAGAGAAGCGUUUAAUAGCCGCUCGCAAUAGUGUUAGUGUCAAAUCCAAUGAUGGCGAAAAUAUUGAGAAGUCAUUCAAAUUGCGCGACGAUCGAUCCCAAAGCCCAGACUUAGUAAGGGAAGAUCUCAAAGCCAACUCAAUAGACAAUAAGAUGAUAAAAUGGCUUAUGAAACGUUGCAGGAAUCUCCAAAAAAGACAAGAUGAGGACAUUGUAAAAGUUCUCGCCUCUGUCCAGCAAGAUUUUCUGGCACGAAUUGAGAAUGCAGAAAAUGCGACAAUAAAACUACUAGAGCGGAAAUACCAGGCGCCCCGGAUUAAAUUGGGCAAGGCACAAGAAGUCUACUUGUGUGCUCUUCAAACCGAGUUGUUACAAUUUAAUCUACAGUCUAAUUUGGAAAAGUUCCUCGCGGGAUUACAGCAAAAAAACAACAAGACAAGUGGAUUUAAAAGAAACCGCAGUAUUCUUGAGCCGUCGGAUGAAACUUGCGAAGAAUUCAAGACCGCUCUUGUGAACUGUCACUCUGAAACUGCUACAGGAAGACCCGCAGAAUAUGCCGACAGGUCCUCGGAACCUAGAAGGGGAGAUUCCCCGCAGCAUUUUCAGGAGGGUGAAAUUCAAGAGCAUCCAGAACCUAGGUCUCGGAAAUUUGAACCUGGUAUGAGAGAUGGUCAACAAAGAAAAGCUAAAAGGGCAAGAAUUGACAUGCAAGAACAGAUGUCGCAAAGUGCCAGUCAGACCGCAGCUCCAAAAAAGUAG
Molecule: messenger RNA, 1860 nt
Organism: Botrytis sinoallii
Lineage: Eukaryota; Fungi; Ascomycota; Leotiomycetes; Helotiales; Sclerotiniaceae
Exons: 4
Coding region: 1-1860 (619 amino acids)
Molecular function (GO): TBP-class protein binding
Source: RefSeq, a predicted model, not a curated record